Molecule: messenger RNA, 615 nt
Organism: Adineta steineri
Lineage: Eukaryota; Metazoa; Rotifera; Eurotatoria; Adinetida; Adinetidae
Source: the annotation of a GenBank genome assembly
AUGUCGAAUGAAGUUCAAAAUAUAUUGAAAACAAAAUUAGUUAAAAAACGAUCGACUUCAAAACCAUCGGCUUCUAUUAAUUCACAACCACUUCGUAAUCGAUCAAAACCUAGAAAUAAACGAUCAAAAAGCUUGGCAUCGAAAAUUUCACAUCCACCGGUUCAUUAUCACCCAUGGCAAUUUGAAUAUAGUCGACUUUAUAUUCGUGAAAAAUCUCAAAAAUCCAUGACAAAAGAUUCAUAUCCAUUACCCAUACGUUCAGUGGCUCAUGCAAUUGAACGUAUUGCAACAGAAGAAGAAUGUUAUCCGAAAUUAAUACCAGCCAAUGCAAUACAUAUUGAAAUACCAAUCAUUCAUCAAAAAAGAAAAUCUUCAUUACCAAGUAUUGUUCGUUAUGUACGAGGAAAUGAAUUAUUUCCAUCUCAACGAUCUAUACCACAUACUCGAUUGCAAUAUCAAUCUAAAACAUCUUUUCCAAUUAUUAAUCCUACGAAAAUAAAUACUCUUGCGCCAACUAAGAUACAUGUUGAUGCAUCAAUUAUACGACGACCACCAAGACGAUUAAUUUUAAAUACGAGUUAUAGACGCAAUUCAUCAUUUACAAUAUAUAAUUAA